Molecule: messenger RNA, 1100 nt
Organism: Suillus discolor
Lineage: Eukaryota; Fungi; Basidiomycota; Agaricomycetes; Boletales; Suillaceae
Exons: 1
Coding region: 256-843 (195 amino acids)
Source: RefSeq, a predicted model, not a curated record
CUCAGGCCAUAUAUGCAGGGACGGGAUUUCCUACCAUGGGUGAAGGAGUUGCCAAAGAACUUGCAGAGAAAGCAAGUGUAAACGUUAACCUGCCAAACGAAUACUUGCAACGUGCCACGCGUUGAUUUUGGUACAAGGUUACAUAAACACCGACUCUCCAGACCAAGGUCUGACUACGGGAGCAUCACCCGAAAAUUCUCAUCGGCCUGAGUGCAAGUUUUAUCUAGAUUUCUUGUAUGUCCUCUGAAGUCAUGCAUGUACGUUUAUUGUAUAACGCAAGAAAAACCAAGUCUACAAGGAAGAAUAGUGAAUUCAUGCACCGUUGGCAUAAAUCUUCCCGCAGUUGGCUUUCUGCCUGAACCCAUUCAGCAACGGCACCACCCUCACUUUUCCAAUCCAACUGGUCCAAUCUUUCAGGAUCUCCAUCCAUCUCCUUUCGCGUAUCUCCUCGAUCGUCCAAUCAUAAUACCCAGGCAGGCAAAACUGGAGCAUAAUAUGUCCCAUACGUUCCGAUCCACGUACUAUGAAUUGAGUGAAUGGGCAUCCGGGUAUCUAUAUAGGUCGGUUCGAGUCCCUGUGGUUUCUGUGGUGAUCGUGCUGGAGUGCCUGAGUGCGCCAUCACGAUCACGGUACUACUUACUACCAAGUAGCGGGGCACCUACCUGGGAAACGAAGUGCAUGUACAAGCACACAUUCAGGUACGGAUCUGUCGAUUCGGGACUAAGCCCUGUCGCAACUUACCCCUUAAAUGCGAAUCUUGUCACCUUGUACUCCCUCAACCUGGCAAGGCCACGCGAAAGGUACCCGUUUUCUCCGUCGAAGUUGUAUGGCGCUACAACAUGACAGCGCAUAUCCUGGACCAGCACGAGGAGUCUUGGAGGACGUUGUUCUAGACAUAGAGAGGGACUUCCAUUGCCGACAAAGUCGGCACACUCCAGCGUUUGUCGCGUAAUCUUUCCAUAUAUCUCUAGCAUGGAUGCAAUCCUAGCCAAUCCUUAAUAAAGCAUAGACUUCCGAGAUCUUCGAGAGCAGACGGGACGCAGCAUCAUUCCAGUUCGUCCGAUUGAGCAUCAUCUAUCGCCCCUAGUGGUUCCGUCGAG